Drosophila ficusphila is the source of this 1537-nucleotide messenger RNA. RefSeq names its product ribosome biogenesis protein WDR12 homolog. Lineage: Eukaryota; Metazoa; Arthropoda; Insecta; Diptera; Drosophilidae. The transcript is spliced from 4 exons. Gene Ontology annotation, biological process: ribosome biogenesis. Bases 215 to 1477 code for a protein of 420 amino acids. Gene Ontology annotation, cellular component: preribosome, large subunit precursor. The record is from RefSeq and is a predicted model, not a curated record. Gene Ontology annotation, molecular function: protein binding.
GUUGUUUUUGUUGCGUUUACCAUCAUUCGUUUGAAAUCACGCUUUUAUUCUUUUUAACAGAAUAUAAAAAAUUCUGACAGGAAUAACCACUAGUCGUGUGGCUUAUUGUUCCUCCAACCGUCCGGAGUUAAGUCAUUGAAAGUAUUAAGCCCGAAGGAAAACCCCGAACUUUAAAAAAAACAAGUGCCUAGAAAAAACGCACGUGGACCAGGAGAUGGAUGCGGUAAACGGCGAGGGACAGGUGCAGGUUCACCUUAAAACCAAGCAGGAGCACUAUGCCGUGCCAGAUGUACCAUAUGCAAUCGAUGGAACCGUCACCACCACGGAGUUAAAUACGUUUUUAAAUGCUUUGCUCCGCCAGCAAGACGGCUCCUCAGACACUGACUUUGAUUUCCUGGUCUUUGAUGAGUACCUUCGAGGCAGGCUGUGUGAUCAUCUUCGCGAGAAGGCCAUCAGUUUCGAAGACGCCAUCGAAAUCGAGUAUGUGGAGCGAUUUCCGGCGCCGGAACCCCAGGAUUGCCUGCUCCAUGACGACUGGGUGUCUGCAGUGAAGGCCAAUGGAAAGUGGAUUCUCAGCGGUUGCUACGAUAACACCCUCAACCUGUGGACCAACAAGGGCAAACAUAUCCUCACCAUUCCCGGCCAUACGGCGCCCAUUAAAGCGGUUGACUGGAUAUCGUUAGACGAGGAGACUGGUCGCUUUGUGUCUACGUCGCAGGAUCAGACUGCCAUGCUGUGGCAGUGGAGCGUAGCCGCCAAUUCGGUGGAGUGCGUAUCCGUUUGCAAAGGUCACGAACGAGGCGUCGAUAGCGUAAGCGUGAGUCCAGAUGGUCAGCGUUUCGCCACCGGUUCCUGGGACACUAUGCUGAAGAUCUGGUCUGCGGAGGUGGACGAUGCGGCUGAGGGCACCUCAAAAAGAAUGAAGGAGAGCGGCGUGAGGACCCCGAAAAUGACGCUGCAGGGCCAUAGGGAGAGCAUUUCUGCCGUUCAGUGGAUGGAUGCCAGCACACUGCUCACCGGCAGCUGGGAUCACACGCUCAAGGUCUGGGAUCUGAGCCUUGAGGGCAUCAAGACCGAAAUAUCCACCAACAAGUCCAUCUUCGAUGCCAGCUACUCAAAGCUGAACCGCCUGAUACUGACGGCCUCGGCGGACAAGAAUCUGAGGCUUUACGAUGCUAGGACAAACCAGGGUUCUGUGGUGCGAAAUACCUAUUUGGGACACAAUGCCUGGGUGCAGAGCGUCAUGUGGUCCACCACGGAAGAGUUCCUAUUCGUCUCUGGCGCCUAUGACAACCAGAACAAGUUGUGGGACUGCAGAAGCCCCAAGGCCCCACUGUACGAUCUUUUGGGUCACGGUGACAAGGUCCUCGACAUCGACUGGUCCAAUCCCAAGUACAUUAUUUCCGGCGGAGAAGAUAACUCGGUGCGCGUUUUCAAAUCGCGAAAGGCGGUAACAGAAGAUAUGGAGACGAAAUAAACCUUAAAUGUUUGAACUUUUACAAAUACAAGAUAAGAUUAAAGUAAAUAUUAAAUGAAA